Messenger RNA from Archocentrus centrarchus (flier cichlid), 1003 nucleotides. RefSeq lists its product as uncharacterized. The record is from RefSeq and is a predicted model, not a curated record. The transcript is spliced from 2 exons. Gene Ontology annotation, cellular component: transcription regulator complex; nucleus. Gene Ontology annotation, molecular function: DNA binding. Bases 54 to 899 code for a protein of 281 amino acids. NCBI's taxonomy places the organism in Eukaryota, Metazoa, Chordata, Actinopteri, Cichliformes, Cichlidae. Gene Ontology annotation, biological process: regulation of transcription by RNA polymerase II.
GGGAGAAGACUGCCGCUUCCGCGUCCGCGCAGGACUGACGACGCUGGGGCAAAAUGGACGAUAAGUUAAUAUUGGCUGUAUUUAAUUACCCGGAGCUGUACAAUGUCACUUUGCCGAAUUACCGCUGUACGGAGAGUCGGACAAAUGCCUGGAGAAGUAUCAGUAUCGAGCUGGGACUUACAACUGAGGAGUGCAAAAGAAGAUGGAAGAACAUGAGAGACAGGUACCUGAAAGAAGUUCGAAUGGAGAUCAAAAGCAAGAAGCAGGGAGAAAACCUACAAAGCAAAUGGAAAUACAGACAACUUAUGAACUUCAUCGCACCCUUCACCGGGUCAAGAAGCGGAGUGCAGGACAUCUGCAGUAACAACGAUGACAACCAUGACAAUCCUGACAACGAAUCUGGCAACACGGAAGGAGAAAGCGCUUUGUCAGAGGCAAUCAAGACACCGCAGACUGCUGCAAAGGUCCCCGCGAGUCUGCCUGACCUCAAACCGCAGGUGACAUUUGUAACACAGCUCCCUCCAGCGACUCAGGACACACAGAUGACCCCGCUGGCCGUUCUGGCCAAGAUACCAUCACCUCUACACGUUCCCACUGCCAGCAGCGCCAUCGUACGGAAGCGGAAACCGAUCCAAGAGCCGCAGUCACCGCCGUCCUCUCAAAAUACGCCCUCGCCAACAAAAUGGCUGGUCAAAGACAAUAUCACUUCUUUUCCCACCAAGCCGCGGGACGAGGAUGAACUGUUUCUGCUGAGCUUUGUUCCCGCUCUGAAGCGACUCGCUCCACAGAAGAGGUGUGAGACAAAAAUAAAGAUCCAGCAGAUCAUGUACGAAGCAGAGUUCAAUGUUACACAGCCAGAGUCUCAAGAGAAAAAGGUGGAGACAGAAACAGCACAAUAAUUACAUUUAUUUUUUUUACUUUAUUGUAUUUUUUUUUAUAUAAACCUCUACCACAAAAUGAGCAAAAUAUCUAUUUUUUUCUUCAGAGUGCAAAGUGGUAGACA